CUCCUCAUGAGCCUCCUGAUGACCCCUGGUCACCUGAUUGACCCCAGGACGACGCUGAGUUGCCACGUGCGCAGCUUUCAGUUCCGGGUCACCAAACCUCCGAUCACCUUUCCCGAUGGCACCACCGUCUUUUGCACUGGGUCGGUCACAGUCAACUCUUGCUGGGGACGAUGUGACUCAAGUGAAGUAAGUCAGAAUUCAUUUUACAUAUCUUUACCAUUGUUUUAGACAAGAGCACUUUGGCUCUGUUGGUCACUUUCCUUUUUGUGUGUACCAGUCAUAUAGCAAAAUGACUAGAGUUUCCGUUCAACCUCUUUGUAUGCAACUGAAAAAAUGUUUUUAACUCUUUUUUCAGUGUUAUCUCUUCUUACUAAUUUGACCACUAUUUGACAUUUGUUUGACAUCUAUUUGACCUCUGUUUGACCUCUGUUUGACCUCUGUCUGACCUCUGUUUGAACUCUGUUUGACCUCUAUUUGACCUCUGUUUGACAUCUAUUUGAAUCUGUUUUUCAGUUUGGAUUUUUCGCAAUAACUUUUUCUCACUUUGAUGUCUUGAAUUAUAAGAAAAAUGUCUUCUCUCUGGCUAAAAAGACAUGUUAUUAUAAUAAUCUUGACCGAUGGAAAGAAGUCGUCUUGUAACUGUAGUUUAAUUGUCUUGAAUAUCCUCAACCAACGUGUUCCUCUUUUUUUUUUAUACAAAAGUUUAAUAAAAUAGUAAAAGGAGCGCAGUUCCUCUGCUUUCUGUGACAAAUAAGCACGGAAUUUAUAUAUAUACAUAUAUAUACAUAUAUAUACAUAUAUAUAUAUUAUCUCGGACAUGGCUGCAGAAAAUACGUUCGCCCGUUACCCUUCUAGCAUAAAAUAUAAUAACGGCGUCCCCGCCUUCCCCCUCUAAGCGCCCCCCCCCCCCUUCCCUUUCCCCUUUGAAUAUUCCACCGGCGUCCAUGUAACAUUUGACUCCAGUACGAACCACGUUCAAGAACCCGAGUCAAGCCCCUAAUGUUGUCCUAAGGCGCUGUUCACAGCUCUAGACGACAUUGAAGAACGGACGUCACAACUGUCGUCAUCGCGGGUCCUAAGAUUUUCUUACAGACGGUAAACAUUAUUUCAGAAUGGGGAAAAAGCAGAAGACCCGACACAAAUUAAGCUCGGAACUGCGCGUUAAUGGCGCGCAAACCAAAUGUCGCAUUUAUAAAUUGCAUUGAUCGGUCUCAAGUAGCGGACGACAAAUUAACGUUGUCUGACAGCCAUGGUCUCGAGUCAAUUGUUUUUUGUGUCGCGUGUUUUUUCCUCGCCCGUGAACUUUGGUCAAUGCAAACAAAAUGAGAACGAGGCUUCAGUAAAUUGAGCACAUUUUUAUUCAUCGAUUAUCAUAACUUUUAAGCAUUCAACUUGACCGCACCAUUCGAAAGUUCCAAAUAGACUCAAUUUAUUCAUACGAUUCCAUUCAACCACACGAUUCUUAAUUUAACUGAAAUAUUACAUUCACUUUUUGGGACCGUGCUAUCGCUCUUUCAUGGCCGCCGGCAAAUUCGUCAUUUAAUUAGAUGCUUCAGUUUAACGGACAAUAUUUUUAAAAAAAAUAAUACUAUUUUAACUAUUAUUGCAUGUUAUUACAUGUUAAAAAUGUUCAUCGCAUUUCUUUUUUUUAACGCCCUAUGUUCUAACCCCAAAAAAGUAAGUUUCAAAAAGAAAUAUGACGAAAAUUUGAAGGCAAUUUAACGAAAAUAUGAUCGUGUGAACUGAGCAUUAGAAUUGUAAGUCAUCAGUGAGCGAUGUGUAACGAAUGGGUUCUUUUGUGCGCAUCUGGUGCGUACAUGAUCAAGCGCACGACCGGGGGGGGGGGGGCAGAAAAUGAGACCCCAGUGUGGCGGACAUGAUCCACUAGGCAGUUAUCAUUAUAGAUAAUAAAAGUGCAGACCAUUCCUUUUGUCCAGAAAGCUCAGCUGGAAAGCCCCACUUAUCCUUUUUUGCGUCACAUGAACAAGUGCGAGCGUAAGGUGACGAAAGAUGUCAUAUUUUGAUUACAAUUGAUAAGUGUUAAUACAACAAGUGUUGAGGCGGAUGAGAUCAACAGCGUUUUUGCUGGAGUUUCAAGUGUAAAUAGAAAUUAUGUGUUACGCACUGGCUUCUAAUUGGAGAAAUUAAUCUCCUAUUUUAAUUUUAUUGGCUCGUUGUAAGCAGUGGCUAACAAAGGACGAUUCCAUAAGAGUAAAAAAUAUCACAGAUACGACACCCAAAACAGUUGCCAGUUACAAUUAAUUAAGAUUUAUUAAGUAUUAGUACAAUAACAAAAGAAAAGAAAUAUAAUUAUAAAUCAUCAACUUACAGUAUGGUAGAUCUUGUACCGGUACACAGUUAAUACAAUGUGCCAAUUAAUAAUGAUGAAUGCUACAUAACAUAUGCUUUACAGAACGUUGCCAAAGACGCUUUAAGGAAAUAACAAAAUUAUAAUAAUUUCGUGUGUUUGUAAAGAUUUGUUGAACUAUCGCAUGUCAACAAACUUUGAUUGUUUGAUUUACACAGCGUUGUAUUUGCAAACAUUCAAAAGUUCAUUCGGAUAAAAACAACAACUAGAUUUGGGAUGUGGGGGAUGGCGUGUAGGAGAGCAGAAAUCGAGGACGCUGUAGGCUCCCGAGCGAAAGGUGGAAAAUGGUCUGGGCCCUAUGUAGUUCUGUGCCUUCUUGGUUUUCCCACCUCUUAUUUCUAGAUCUAGCAUUAAGAAAGGCCCCAACUAAAUAUAUUAAACACAAUUCCGUGAAAUGUAUAAUUAUUUCACAGGCAUAAAUUUGUUAAUCAUAUCAGUCUACUGAGUUAUCUAAUUUCUAUAAAUACAUACACUCAAAGCUCUGUGUUAUGGCCGUACAUAAUUUAAAUGGCGUAUAACCCACGUGAUAUACCACCGGAUACUGCCACAACAAUAUAAAUGAAAUAAUUAAAGGACUACAUUCACAACAAUAUAAACCAAUCAUUUUGAUCCAAGGUACAGACACGCGAGUUAUCUCAGCUGAACUUUCAAUCAAUCAUAGUAUUUGCUGAUAGAUCUAGGUCCAUCCAUCCAUCCAUCCAUCCAUCCAUCCAUCCAUCCAUCCAUCCAUCCAUCCAUCCAUCCAUCCAUCCAUCCAUCCAUCCAUCCAUCCAUCCAUCCCUCCUUCCAUCCCUCCCUCCCUCCAUCCCUCCCUCCCUCCCUCCCUCCAUCCAUACAUACAUACAUGUAAUAAUAAUUAUAAUAAUAAAGUUUAUUUGAAAAACACGUUUCAUCCUCAAAAGCUCGAAGCGCGGUACAAAGUCUGCCAUAUUAAAAAGAGAAAUAAAAACAAUCUAAAAUUUACCACAUCUAAAAAACAGACGCAACAAUAUAAAACUACAUACGAGCACAUACCAAGUCAAAGUCUUUCAUCCCGUUUCAACCCUAAGCAACACAAGCCAACAUACAUUAACUGAAAAAGAUGGCAGAUAGCAUCACCCCAGAAGGUGUUUGCGAAAUAGAUGUGUUUUUAAAUAGGUUUUAAAGGACUCCAGUGUCUGGCUGUUUUUGAGAGCGACUGGUAGUGCGUUCCCAAAUUGUUGGGCCGGCAAAUGCAAAUAUGCGCUUUCCGUAAGUCUCAAGGCGAACAUGCGGAAUCGAUAUUUUGCCACUAUUGGAUGAGCGGAGCUGUCUAGUGGGUACAUAAGGUGCCAUGAGUGCUUUGAGAUAAGAUGGCGACAGGUCAUGUAAGCAGCGGUAGCAAAAAGUUGCAAUUUUGUACUCUAUGCGAGUAGAUUGAAACGAAAUUAGGCAUGGUUCUGGCAAAGUUUGCCCAAAAUCCUUUCACCCAAAGGAUGUAAUUUUAAAAUUUGCUCAACGCUGUGGACAAAUCCCUUUUAUGCAGAUAUUCAAUAGACGACAUUUUGGUGCACACGUCGCCAGUAAAGCUGUAAAUUAUUUUCGCAGAAUGGUGCACUUUUAAAGUUGUUCUAAAAGAACAUUUUCUUUAAAAAACAACAACAAGGAAUUACAUUUCUUUUCAGUUUUCCCGAUAAUUGAAUUCUGGGACGUGGCAAAAAUGUAGUUACAUUGUAUGAGAAAAGCAAUAAAAACUCAAAGACGUUACAGACGCGCGUAUUGGUCUAAAGAUAAUUUUGAAAAAUAAAUAAUGUACUACAGAAUCAUUAAGUAUGCAUUCAAAGAAUGUUUUCGGUGCGCAUUUAUAAAAUGUAUUUAAAGAAGCUUUUCAAACCAUAGACAGGAGAUAUGUCAAACAAGGUUGGUAAAAAAGGGACGCAACAAAUAAAAGAUCAUAUUGGUAAGAAGCCUUCUUCAGCGAACAGUGCAUAUGGUAGGAAAUGUAACAAACGUUUUUAUUUCUGCAUACAUAAUUCAAUAUAUAUAUAUAUACUGUAUAUUUAUAUAAAUAAAUAAAUAAAUAUAUAUAUGGCAUCCUUCCGUUUUCGCGAGACGAUGGUGCAUUUGAUAACUCUUUGAAAUAAGGAAAGAUUGAAAUCUAUAAUUCUCAAUGUAACAAUGCCACUAACGCUACCAGACGGCGUUGAGCUCACUAAGUAAAAUCCCCCCCUCCCCUUAGUGCUCUAAAUGAGACUCUUAAAAAAAUACAACCAUCGUGUUAUUUGCGUAAUUUAUUUUCUUUUGUUUGUCGGAAAUAGCUGGUGCAAAUACAUUUGCUGUGUACAAGUGGUUGGGACAUGACAAUAUUGAUACAGUUCAGGGGCCGUAACGUGCCUCGUGGGGUGGGGGGGGGGUGGGUUGGGGAUGGGCACUCAUUUUGAGUCUUAUAAAGUCCUUUACAUGAAUGCAUGUUCUGUCAAGUAGUUCAGGUCGAUGGAAGCCAUUGUUUGGUAGAAAUAGCUGGUGCAAAUACAUUUGCUGUGUACAAGUGGUUGGGACAUGACAAUAUUGAUACAGUUCAGGGGCCGUAACGUGCCUCGUGGGGUGGGGGGGGGUGGGUUGGGGAUGGGCACUCAUUUUGAGUCUUAUAAAGUCCUUUACAUGAAUGCAUGUUCUGUCAAGUAGUUCAGGUCGAUGGAAGCCAUUGUUUGGUUGGCUGUAGCUGUUCUUUUAGAAUUUCUGGAUGUACAAGUGAUGGGUGUGGACUUGGACACGUUGCGGGCUCACUUAUAUUUCAUAUUCAUAUCUCAAUAAAGAUUUCUUUGUUUGUUGUUGCUGGUUUGAUUAAACAAAACAAAACAUCUAGAGCCAUGUCCUGCAAAAAAAAAAAAACAACAACUCCACCCCCUCCCCCCAAAGUUAGAUUUGGGAUUCUAGAUAUUAGAGUAUUUCAUUUUAUAGCCAAUAUCUCAAAAUCCUAUUAAGUUACAGUCACGAAAGUUACCACUUGUCGUGUUAUGGGGUUGUGGGGGGGGGGGGGGGGGGGGGGGGGGGAAUGAGGGAAAAAAAAAAAACAUAAAAAAAAAAAAAAAAAAUUUAAAAAACGACAUUCCUGCCAUAAGAACAAGGAAACAAUGGGUCAUAUCUAAGUAUCUCUCAAAGUGAUAGUCUGAUGCCAUAUGAGACGUUCACACUUACAAUUUCUCGCAGUAAAAAACUGAAAACCCUAAAAGAGAUCUCGUCUAAAUUAACACCGUGACUCUAUAUCAAGUGACACACACACACAUCAAAAAGAUAUAUCUCUUGCAAGAAGUUCGGCUGAAACUAAUGCCAUGUAGCUAUUACACCGAAUGAGAAGUCAUUCGACAGACUGUUACCGAAACAGGAAACUCUUGUAAACGUGAUCUUAUUGCGCUCGUUCGAGUUCAUCAAGUUUAUAGGGCUAAAAUACCACCAAGUUUACCGGGCUGAAAUACCACCAAGUUUAUAGGGCUGAAAUACCACCUAGUUUACCGGGCUGAAACACCACUAAGUUUACCUGGCUGAAAUACCACCUAGUUUACUGGGGUGAAAUACCACCAAGUUUACCAGGCUGAAAUGCCACAAAGUUAACCAGGCUGAAAUACCACCUAGUUUACUGGGGUGAAAUACCAUGAAGUUCACCUGGCUGAAAUACCACAAAAUUUACCUGGCUGAGAUACCACCAAAUUUACUGGCUGAAAUACCAACAAGUUUACCUGGCUGAAAUACCACAAAGUUUACCUGGCUGAGGUAGCUCAAUGUUUACCGGGCUGAAAUGAAAGCCCCCCCCCCCACACACACACACUUCCAGGACAUUCCCCAUGCAAAGCUACCGCAAAGCUAACCAUCGAUGGCUGGAACGAGUAGAUCUAGUAUAUCUGUGCAGUGUUAACACGGGAGGUCAAGGGUUAAUGACUACCUAGGGGCUAUUUAAAGGAGGUCCCAGGUUAAUGAAUCCCAAAGUGCCAUUUGAAGGAGGUCAAAGGUUAAUGAAUGUCUAGGUGUCAUUUGAAGGAGGUCAAAGGUUAAUGAAUGUCUAAGUGCCAUUUGAAGGAGGUCAAAGGCUAAUGAAUGCCUAGGUAUCAUUUGAAGGAGGUCAAAGGUUAAUGAAUGUCUAAGUGCCUUUUGAAGGAGGUCAAAGGUUAAUGAAUGUCUAAGUGCCAUUUUAAGGAGGUCAAAGGUUAAUGAAUGCCUAGUUGCCAUUUGAAGGAGGUCCCAUGUUAUUGAAUGCCUGGGCGCCAUUUGAAGGAGGUCAAAGAUUAAUGAAUGUCUAGGUGCCAUUUGAAGGAGGCCAAAGGUUAAUGAAUGCCUGGGCGCCAUUUGAAGGAGGUUAAAGAUUAACGAAUGCCUAGGUGCCAUUUGAAGGAGGUCAACACGAAGAUCGAUGUCGAUUAGAUACAGAAAAAACGUUUUUUUAAAAUAUUUUUUUACUAAUUUGGUUGGACGCCAAACCGUGAACGCUGUAACGGAAAUGAUCCGUCCACGAGUUACAUUUCCGGUCACACACAUACUCCCCGCGUGCACGUCACGCGUGUUUUUUUUUUUAAAGUUAAUGCACAACGCCCUCUGGUGGAGAAACACGGCAAUACGAGAAUAAGUUGCCGGCAAUCUACACGUUUUCCGCCGAUUUCAAGAAUGUGGAGUGUUGCUGAACUACCGUUAACGUUCGCCACAAGAAAAUACGUUUGUUUCGCUGUCUGUUUGUCUUUGCUUAGUCUUAUUCAAAUGAUAAUGUUUCCAAAAUUUGAAUAUUGGUAGUGUUCCACGGCGAUCAUAUGUAUUCUCUUCUCCUGGUUAGUUAAACUGCGGUGAUUGUAAUGUGUACGGGGGGGGGGCGGGAUGAUAAAAUAUAACACAAGUAAUUUAUUGAUUGAUGUAAUUUGUCUCAGAGGAAAGUAUGGGGGCUUGCAGUUACGGGCCAUUUAAUGUUUAAUAAACAAGUGUAGAGUGGAGAGUGUAGAAUGUCGAGGGUAGAAUGUCGCGUGUAGAAUGUCCAGUGUAAAUAUGUAGAGUGUAGAAUGUCGAGUGUUGAAUGCAGAGUGGAGAAUGUAGAGUGUAAAAUUUAGAAUGUAGACUGUCAAGUGUACAAUGUAGGGUGUAGAUUGUAGAUUGUAGAAUGUAGAGUGUAUAAUGUAGAGUGCAGAGUGUAGAAUGAAUGGUUAAGAAUGUAGAAUUUAGAGGGAAGAUUGUAGAGUUUAGAAUGUAGAAUGUAGAGUGUAGAAAGUAGAAUGUAGAAUGCUGAGUGAAGAGUGUAGACUGCAGGUUGCAUUCAAGCCAUGUAAAGGGACUAUUAGUCAUAAUAGUUUUGGAUUCUUGAAAUAUACAACGAAACACUAGCAAGUAAAUUCGGGCUUAGAGGCUUCUUCCGUGAAGAAAGCAAGACAACAAGAACGAAUUUUAAAAAAAACAACUAAAAUGUAUUUGCUUUGAAGAGCUACUUGAAUGGAAAAAAUCACCAAAAUAGAACCUCAUUACGAAGUACACAAGCUCUAAGAAUUAGGACGAUGAGGUUAAAAGGAACGCCAACAUAUAAUAUAUGUUCCUAUUAUUACCAAGCUUUAGAGCAAUUUAAGACGACAGUUAUGCUAAAUAACCCCUUUAAAUUCUAUUUGAUCUGCCACUGUUCGCUAUUGUGUGAGUUAGGCGCAAUUCCAAUCCACCAGAUGACACAAAUCCCUUCAACUCUGUGAGUUAGGCCCAAUUCCAAUUCACCAGAUGGCACAAAUCCCUUCAACUCUGUGAGUUAGGCGCAAGGCCAAUCCGUCAGCAGAUAUAUUAUAUGAAGCUCGUCAACUCUCUUCAGUCCCCCAUGACCAAGAGCUUUGGUAUAACACAAGAUUCCGAAGAAAUGACGAUGCACAGACUAAAGAGCCGUGUUUAUCAAAUUACCAAACUUUUCAUCAUUUUCUUUUUUUACAUUGAGCCGAUUACUUCCGUGUUACUGACGUCAUUGGUAAGGGCUUAGAGCAGUGGUUCUCAACCUUCCUAGUGCCGCAACCCUUUAAUACAGUUUCUCGUGUCGUGGUGACCCCCAGCCACACAAUUAUUUUCGUUGCCACUUCAUAGCUGUAAGGAUAUGUGUUUUAAGAUGGUCUUAGGCGACCCCUGGGAAAGGGUAGGGCGACCCCCUAAGGGGUCGCUACCCACAGGUUGAGAACCGCUGGCUAAUAGUUUAUUCUUCUUUCCAUCCGUUAACAUCAUCAUUUGCAUCACAUAAAAGGCUGCAAGGCUUUAACGCUCUCCCGAUGGCUCUCAAUACUUUCAGUUAUGCUAAGCUUAGGUUGUUUUUUUUCUUUUGGUAUACAUACUUAACUAUCUGACGUCAUCAGCGGCCUCACUAGGAGGGAAGGUGUGGGAGCCACUCCAGGCGACACCCCCAUAGGGGGGCUGCAACGAAAUGAAAAAAAAAAAAUUACGGAGCUCGAUCGAGUUGGUUUCACACCACAUCCAAGCCACGAAGAGCAGGGGUUCCACAAGACUGUCAGUAUCAGUAGCUGAUCUUUCACCAAAAACUCAGAUUGAGUUAUACAUGCUCUGGCAAGUCACUUGAAGGAGAUACUUUUCAUGGAUACAGUACUCUAAUGAACUCUUUUCAAAUGCACCUGACGAUCUGUGAGACUAUUGUGAGAGGAUCUUUUUACAACUGAAACUCAUUAAGAACUGUCUACGGUCUAAUUUUGGAACAGUCCAGGCUUUCAGGUCUUGCAAUUUUUUCCGUUAAAAGUCAUAACAUCAGAUAACGUUAAUUGUGAUGAAAUAAUUGUCACGUUUUGUCAAGAAGAGGAAUGUUUUAACUGUAAAGUUUCAUAUUUGAAAAAAAAAAAAAUUUUUUGCUGCGUCUUUUUAAAUGCUGUCCGCUCAAAUGGAAAGUCUACUCGUUCUAUCUCUAUUCGUAAAAUAGCCCCAGGAAUUAUCUAUAAAAAAUAUUUAGAAAAAUAAACCUAAAAACAGAGUAGUACGAUCUUUAAGAAGGACUCGGGGGGGGGGGUCGGGAAAGGGAGUGGGUGGGUUCUGAGGAUGGUGACAUAAUGAGUUUACCGCACCGGGUAACACUAAACCUAGUGACGCCCCUGGAAGUCAUUGUUAUUCCAUCCCGAUCAUUUGGUCUCACUAAACGUUAAAGGAACUCGAAUGUGUUGAAUGAUAACGUUGUAUGCGAUGUCAGAAAACUUGAAAAUCAUUCUGUGAUUGCGUGCUGCGUCGGGAAUGGGAGUUCACUAAUAAAUGUUGCGCACUGCAUGUUAUGUUUGAUAAUGAGUAGUGUGUGUUUGAGACAGUAGUUAGUGAACGCUUUUCCUACGUUUUACCUAGUGACAUAUUUUUAUAGUUUUUUUAUGACGUCUGGUCUAGUCUGUUUUGUGGCGUACAAUCUUAUUAGUAAGCAGCCGGGGAAAGAACUCUGUAGGAGAUAAUUAUGAAUUAUUCUCUGUGAUAACGAGCCGCGCUAUACGCGUGUUGAUGAACAUGUACACAGUGUGUUGGAUAUAUUUACAGAUCAAAGUUGCAUUUAUUAUGGAAAACGACUUGUGCUGAUUCAGUUCUUGUACGACUAACGAACAACGUCUCAAAGAGCCGGCUGGAGUUAAACCAAUCAAGUAGACACUGAUUUGGACAUGCUGGCCUUUCUCAUGUCGCACCAACUUUCCAGGAGGAGGCGGAAGCUGAAAUCUUCUUUCACUGAUUAAUUCACCAGCCCUACGCGGUACGACCGCUUAGUACACAUGUGUCAAACUCAAGGCCCGCGGGCCACGUCCGGCCCGCCGUACAAUUACCGUAACUAUUGGCGUAUAAUACGCCCCCGCGUACAACGCGCACCUCAAUUUAAGAAGGACAUUUCAGGAAAAAAACUAAACAUUAUAUCGCGUAUAACAGUGCGUAUUAUACGCCAAUAAAUACGGUAUAUCCGUACCCGUGAAUUCUUGACCGGGUACAAUUAUGUUCAAGUCAACGCUAUGGUGUUGCCCAAUUGCACACUUUGCUGAAAACCGUAGCUUACUUCGAACCGAGAUCGCACGGCGCUUUAGUGAUGUUAAAACACAGAAAUGUAAUUUGGAGCUGUUUCGUAACCCAUUUGUCAUAGACGUGGAAACUGCACCUGCAAAUUUGCAGAUGGAGCUAAUAAAGCUGCAGUGUAACGGAACACUAAAGGCAAAGUACGACACAGUUGGGCCUGCACAGUUCCCUCAUUUCAUUCCCGAAGAGAUGCCCCAGAUUCGUCUACAUGCUGCUUGAACCUUGAGCAUGUUGCUUAGCAUAUAUAUUUGUGAGCAGCUGUUUUCUGUGAUGAAGGUUAACACACAAACAAAAAAAUCAUGCAGGAGUCGUCUCACUGAGGAACACUUGCAGUCCAUCAUGAGAAUCUCAAUGACACAGAACGUUACUUGUUUUUGUAGCCAAGAAAAUGUGCCGAAAAUACAGCUCUGACAAAUUGCCAUAAGAACGAAAAUGGAUGCCAAUGGUUUUUAAUUAUUAAAAUUUUUUUUCUCAUUUAUAUAAAUGUUUUUUUUUCAAAUAUUAAUUUACCACUUAUUGAAUUUUUAUCUUGUUCGGCCUGCAACCUUACGUGUGUUUUGAGUUUUGGCCCACCGAGCGAAUGAGUUUGACACCCCUGGCUUAAAAGAUAACUUUUUUUAUUUUCGUGAAGAAAAGAGGAAAUGAUGUCGUUCCACUUUCAUUUCAUUAGUCACUGUCACGGUUUGUCUCAGCAAACGUCGAUCGGAUGACGAAGAUAUAUCAUGAACUUAAGAGAAUAAUCGGUUCAGAUUGAAAGUAUGCUGCACCUUAAAGCAUUAGAUGUAUUUAAGUCUUUUUUUUUUAAAAUGUACUUUAUUCAACGUACUUGAAUUAAGUUUAGAAAAAAAUCAAGCAGGAAUUAGGAACCCUCUAGAAGUGGGGAAAUGUUUCAAGCUAAUCUGUUUACCAAGCCUUUGGUCGAAACGCAAACAAGGGGUUCCCAAUAAAUUUAACCGAUCAAAUAUCAGGCCUUAUCUAAAACUCAAAAAAAAAAUAAAUGAAAAUCUUAAACCAUAAGGGCCCUAUCUACGAGGACCCUAGUAACAAAAAUGUGUUGUUGACUUCUGGCAGACGCCAUUAAAGAAAAUUCACGAGACAGCCUUGCCAUGCAGGACCCGCUAAUUCAUUUUCUUGCUGGUCUCGAUGGUUGUUUAGCUUAACUGUUGCUGGCAAACUUGCAACAGAAAUAGCUCCUUGGUGACCCCAGAUGGUCAAAAAGACUGACGUCAUGGGAAUAUGGGCUUUGGGGCUGUGAGGGCUGUGAUGGUGGCAUAAAUAGCCCAGACGUAUGUUAGCGGACAGAAGAGAAGAUAAUAUUGGCUAACAUCAUUACCGUAAGUAUAGGACACUUGUUCCACAUGGACUGCACAAAGAGAAUACACUAACAGAAAUAAACACGAAAAUAAACUAUAAAUCUAUCAGAAUUUACCCCUACGGUUGCUUGUUUGUUAUAAAAUCGAAUAAGUAUUUUCAAAUCAAUUUGGGCAUUAACUAGACAGGAGCGUGACGAAACGGGGAUUGGGGGGGGGCGGGUUAGGGGGGGCCGCUGGUUUGUCUGUCAGAGCAAACCAAAUUACGUUGACAUUGUCCUGAUUUAUAAAUGUUUUCUUUAAUAAGAAUUUUGAGGCAAAAAAUGUCUAUGGUUUUGUUAAUAUGCCGACAGUGAAUUUGAAAUAUCAUGUAUAAAAAUAAUAAUUCAUUUGUCUGGAUAUGGGCGAGAGCCACGAGACGUAUCUUAACUGGGAUGCAUUGUGUUGAAUAAAAUCUAUAUGAUUUUUUUUAAACUUCACAUAAGUCAAAGCCCAAUACAGAUACAAGCGCAUUAACCGAGUUUGUUGAAACGAACCACGCGAUCAUCUGUUCUAUUACAAUAUAAUUUUUUUUUUAAAGUUUGUUUGGCUUACGGACAUUUUUAAUGCUUUGAUUUUAAAAAAAAAAACAAAAACAAACUUGCAGCCCAAAUAUUAGCUCCUUUGAGAAAUGUUACAAUGGCAGCCAUUCACUGUUACAAUGCAUAUAGAUUCCUGAUAUGGCAUGGUGACAUCAUGCAGGAAAGUCGACCGUCGUAACGCUUUUUCAUCCAUCUUCUUGCCAUGCAACAGCAUCGCCUUCAGCUACAAACACAAUUUGCUUUGAUGAUUGAUUGCCCCACGGGUGUUUAAACGCCUUAAAUGGCCAGGGUGUUCUCAAAAUGCGUGGCCCAUUAUUUAAUCAACAGCAGACGCUAACUUGCCACAAGCGGAAUUGUAUACGCAGCAAGGGCCAAAUCACUCAGGGGUAUGAACCCGAGCCCCGCAGUUGACUGUAAUGUGCACAGAUGCUUUUAUCAACAGGUUAAAAACGAUGCACCAACAAUGCCAAAGAGUGCAUCAUCUUUUUCAAUUCACAUAAAUGUAUAUUCAUCAGCACCACCAAAGUAAAUGACUUGACAAACGACUUGCGCUAAUUGGGACGUGUUCACCAUUUAUCACAAGUCAGUUCAGGGACGUGACCAGGCGGACAUCAUAGUGACGUCACUUUCUGGCGCCAAUGGGCUUAGCAUGAGAUAAGAGCCUUUUCUUUCUUUUUUAAACACAAACUUUCUUUGAAAGACGAGCUAUUGCGCUCCAAAAGAAGAAAAUAAUCUUAUAUUUCUUAAAAUGCCUCACUUGAGGAGACACUGUAGAGAAGUGUAGAUGAGCGCUCUAUGAACCCAAAAGAAUUCGAACUGAAUGUAGACGAAACUUAAAUUUGUUUUAUUUUGAUUAAUUUUUCUAAAUAUUUUUCUAUUUUUUAGUAUUAAAAUUAUUAUAAUUUUUAAAUUAUAGACAAAAAUAGAAUUAAUUACAUUUAAAAAAAAAAUACGUAUAAAAUCCAGGUUAAAGUGACCUAACUCUUUACCUAGGCAUUAAACACAAGAUUUAGCUCUGAGUUCAUCCACCCACCCACCCGUUCACUCACUAAAGCAGGAGCGGUCAGCCACGAUAAUUUGAGCGACAGUGUCAACCCGCCUCUAUCGACCCAGGAAUCUUUUCCAGCCGUUCACCAGGUGAACACUGCACGAGAAAUUUUAGAUUUUCACAUGUGUAAAUAAGAAAUAAAAAAAAAAACUCAACAACAACAAAACAUUUAGCGUUUUUUUACAAUCACGUGACAUAAUUUGAGCGACAGGUUCAACCCGCCUCUAUCGACCCAGGAAUCUUUUCCAGCCGUUCACCAGGUGAACACUGCAAGAGAAAUUUUAGAUUUUCACAUGUGUAAAUAAGAAAUAAAAAAAAAAAAACUCAACAACAACAAAACAUUUAGCGUUUUUUUACAAUCACGUGACUAAAAAAGGCGUGGGGGGGGGGUCCUUGUAAUACAAUGAUGUCAUAUGCUAUUUUUCUAAGGUUGCUCUGUCACUUUGUGUUGGCUUGUGAUCAAUCUUGCAUCUCAAAUUUGACCCAGUUCCUGAGCUUCAAUUGAGCCGAAACAAAGAGCAUCGAGUUCAUGGGCUGCCCAAGCUGUUCAAGUUCUAUGACUGUGCCAUGUCUGACGUUUUGGGGGUCAUUCCUUCAUACCUUUUCAGUACAUUUUUUUUUUUGGAAGAGCGUGUCUUUAAAACAAAUAUUGUUUAUACUAUUUAAAAUUUUAUUUUGUGUACUAGUCAUCUUCAUUUUGGAGAUGGACAAUUUAAGUGAACAGAGGAUCGCAUUUUUUUUUUCUUUUAAAUAAAUGAAUUAUUAAAACAAGAUAUCGUCUUUCCAUCCGCCAUUAGCCGUCACUGACUCUGAUGCACUAGAAUCUAAUAAUUGACAGUCUGAUCUCCUCCUCCAGUAUGGGAAGCUCAUCAUAUUAAUAGACAGACAUUUCGUCAGACGAACCGUAUAACAUAGUUAAAGCGAGUUUCGCAAUUUUUCAGGGUCCAGUAUAAAAAAAAAAAUAUUUCUUUCCAAAGUAGGUAGAUGUAUUCACAUCAACCCAUCCGGUGCGUUGUGUUGAGCCGGCUCUGAAAGAAAUUAACUAUUAUAUGCCUGGACAUCGUUGACCGAUGGUAUCGGUCAAAUGGGCUUUUUGGAUACACUAAAACUAGUUGCACAAAAAUCCCCGAGAAGAGACAGAACAAAAUAAGGGCUUGAUCUCUUUAUUCUUUGCAUAAUUCUUUUUUCCCGAACAUGAUCGUUCAUAUAAAAAUGUGUCAAAAUUAAGACAUGUGCGUUUAGUAGCUUAAAAUCUUUAUUUUACAAAAGGAUAUUAAAAAAAUAAAAUAAAACAUAGGUUUUAAGCAAAUAAUUAUAGAAUACAUUGUAUUGGGUGUGAGAUGACAUGUUAGCACCAAGCCCUCGUCGAGAUUUCAUUGUGUGUUUGAUGAAUAGUUAGCACCAAGCCCUCGUCAAGAUUUCAUUGUGUGUUUGAUGAAUAGUUAGCACCAAGCCCUCGUCAAGAUUUCAUUGUGUGUUUGAUGAAUAGUUGGCACCAUGCCAACGUCCAGAUUCCAUUGUGUGUUUGAUGAAUAGUUGGCACCAAGCCAUCGUCCAGAUUUCAUUGUGUGUUUGAUGAAUAGUUAGCACCAUGCCAACGUCCAGAUUCCAUUGUGUGUUUGAUGAAUAGUUAGCACCAAGCCAUCGUCCAGAUUUCAUUGUGUGUUUGAUGAAUAGUUAACACCAAGCCAUCGUCCAGAUUUCAUUGUGUAUUUGAUGAUUAGUUAGCACCAAGCCAUCGUCCAGAUUUCAUUGUGUGUUUGAUGAUUAGUUAGCACCAAGCCAUCGUCCAGAUUUCAUAUUUUUGUAUCCAAGCUUCCCACUGAAAUCACUAGUUGAUUGGACAAGUAAUGGACAUUGACUAUGUUAUCACCGCCUUAUUCAAUUUAUUCCAUCUAUGUGUCUCACUGUGAACGAUUGCAUAGUGCCCAAUCAACGUGUCUCACUAUGAACGAUUGCGUAGUGGUCAAUCAACGUAUCUCACUUUGAAUGAUUACAUAGUCCGCAUUACCUUAAAUUUGACGGAUUAUAGUUGCUCGUAUCAACUAUUUACGUUAAAAAGUAAGUUUUCACUCGUUGAGCUAGUAUCACAAUAUCAAUAAGCAUAUGGAUUUUCAUUAUUCUCUUUCAUAUCCUGACUUAAUAUAAAAAAGUAUAUUUAUUGGGUUUUUUUUACAAAUGAGAGGGACAGUUCAGAGAUGCCAUGGAAAAAGAAAGUAAAAUAAAAUAAAAAGCAUAGAUACCAAGAUCAAUGAAGAAUGUAAGAGGAAACAAAAAACACUGUGAUCUUUACCGAAAAUAGGAUCCAGCAGAAUAUUGCAUAUCGUUUUCUAAAUACCUACCAAGUGCUAUAACAACCCUCACGUCGCGUAGAAGUUCGAAAUUUAUGCUCAGGUAAAACGAUUAAAUUUUGGACAAUUUAAAAAAAAAAAUCAACGCAUUAUUUGGUGUUAUAACAUAUGGCAUUCACAAAAAAAAUAAGGUCACUCAAAUUUGAUCGUGUGAACUGAGUAUUACGCACGAUUACUUGCAAUGUACUGCCAUGGUGACAGGGCAAACAGCAACUCCUCUAACUUACAAGAGUGAAUACAAGCUAACGUUUGACAACUUGGCUGCCGCAUAUAUAUAGAACACAAAUAAUUAAUAUAGACAGAAGAUCGGCAGUAUCAAAAAAAGACAUUAUCCUAAUUUUGACCUCGACUUCCUGAAACAAACUAGCGCAAGCUCACCAUAGGAUUAGAAAUAUAUAUAUAUAUAUAUAUAUAUAUAUUUAAUAUCAUUUAAAAGUCUUUUUUUUUUGUUCUCUAACAUUUGAUUCCUACCGGUCUCACAAACCAAUUAGAUCCCUGGCAGCUGUGGAAAGAGAAUUUAAAUUAUACUUCAAGGAACAACGUCCUUUAUACCGUGAUUAAAAAUUCUCUAUCGUCUUCUGCUCUUUAAACAAAGAAGUUCCUUUGUAAGACCUGACAGCCGUCUUAGACCACGAACCGACGUGCUCUUGACAAUGACUACGAGAGGAGCGUCUCACUGUCCCGACUCCAUGUCCAACACGAGUGUUUAGGGAAAAUUAAUCAGUUAUCGAUAUAAAUGCGUUUGAUGAGAUCACGUGACUGACCAUUUUUUGGGUUCUCUGCUUUUACUGGAACAAACAUUUGGUCCUCCUAGGUUCAUGGACCAGCUAUGGGCAUCAGUUCGUGUUGGUUUGUUUGAAGCAUUACAUCAUCUCAGGGAUUCUAACGAGAACACUCAAACCUUUGUCCACAUCAAAGACUGAAAGGCCAAACUAAACAAAUAUUUUUUUUUUAUUCCUGUGUCCACAGAUUGGUGACUACGUCAUGCCGUACAAAAUUUCCCACCACCCCGUCUGUAGCUACACAGGGCGCAUCCGAAGGAGGGCCACGCUGACGGAAUGUGAAGGGUACCCCGACCCCACAGUGGACGUCUUCGACGCCGCUGGAUGCGAAUGUAAGCUCUGCGACUCGGACUACACCAGCUGCGAGAACAUCAACGGCUGA
Molecule: messenger RNA, 16814 nt
Organism: Lymnaea stagnalis (great pond snail)
Lineage: Eukaryota; Metazoa; Mollusca; Gastropoda; Lymnaeidae
Source: the annotation of a GenBank genome assembly